AUGACAACCAAGGCUCAUCCAUAUGGUAUAUCUCACAAUAUCGCUUUGGGCUCUUGUGAUGUUUCUUCUUUUAUUUCAUCUUCUACCUUGCAAUUACCAGAUAAUAAAACUGCAAAUGAUGAUUUGCCUAGAAAUCCAUAUGAUGUUGGUUUUUAUAGAGAAAAGGAUAUCUUGGAUCAGAGUUCCGGUAAAAGCCAGCCAAUAAAUGUCAUGAUUGAUAGUAACUUAAAGAAAAAGAUUUCAGAGAAUAGGAAAAAAUUAGUUCCAGUAGUUGAUACCAUCAUUCUUGCAGGUCGCCUUCAAUUACCACUUAGAGGUCAUCGCGAUGAUUCUCAGUAUCAUCCUGAAGUUGGUGAAUAUUCUGAAAAGCAUAAUGAGUUAAUUAGGUGUUGUGGUCAAUUCUUCACUGAACAGCUUCUAGUUGAAGUAAAAAAGAGCACGUUUUAUGCAUUGAUUGCAGACGAAACAUGUGAUAUUUCUAAUAAAGAACAGAUGUCUUUGGUUUUGCGUUUUGUUGACGAGGAGUUCAACAUAAGAGAAGAAUUUUUUCGUUUCAUUCAUUGUAGUGAGGGUAUGUCUGGGAAGGACCUUGCAUCUGUGAUUUUGAAAAGUUUAAACGAAGAGUUGAAUUUGAACAUUCAGGACUGUCGUGGGCAGUGGUAUGAUGGCGCAGGUGCUGUUGCUGGAUGCAUUAAUGGUCUUGCUGCAAGGAUUAAGAAUUUGAAUGAUAAAGCCAUUUACACACAUUGUUUCAGUCACAGAUUAAAUCUUAGUAUUUGUGGGACUUGUGCUGUUCAGUAUGUAAGAAAUGUUUUGGAACAUGUGAAGGAAGUUGCUAACUUUUUCAACUCUUCCCAAUGCAGACAACUAAUUUUGGAGAAUUGCAUUGGAGAAAACGGUCCAGAUUUUGCAAAAAAGAGAUUGAGAAGUGCUUGUAAGACAAGAUGGGUCGAGCGUAUUUCUAGCUUACAUACUGUUGAAGAACUGUAUGUUGCUAUUGUUUUUUCCUUGGAAGAAAUGAGUUUUAACGUCGAAGACAAGUGUAAUCGUUAG
Molecule: messenger RNA, 1053 nt
Organism: Xenia sp. Carnegie-2017
Lineage: Eukaryota; Metazoa; Cnidaria; Anthozoa; Malacalcyonacea; Xeniidae
Product: 52 kDa repressor of the inhibitor of the protein kinase-like
Exons: 3
Coding region: 1-1053 (350 amino acids)
Source: RefSeq, a predicted model, not a curated record